AUGGAAGCACAUCUCAAAAUCUUCAACCCUUCUCUUUUCACUCGCCAAUUAACCACCAAACCUACUUUUUCUUCUUACAAUUACCAUCAUCUCCCUCUUCGAAAACCACCCAGAAUCUCUUCAACUCUUAUUCGUUCUUCCCAUUCACCAAUUCCAGCAAACUCGGAUUCUCAUAAAUUCUUCUCUUCCCUUACAUCUUCUCAAAAUCUCAACUUUUCAACACCCAAUAAGAUUCUCAACAACCCCUUUAUCUCACAUUCUCAAUAUAGAAAUAUUGUUUGGAACCCAGCUUUUGAAAAUGGGAACGAGGGUUUUUACGGGAGUAACAAAAACCGUGUUGUUACGGUGGUUUUGUUGGGGUGGCUUGGAGCGAAAACCAGACAUCUCAGAAGAUACGCUGAGUGGUACAAUUCGCGUGGUGUCAAUGCGGUUACUUUCGUUGUUGAUGUAAAGGAGAUUCUUGGAUUUGACCUUGGGCAUGUGCUUGAGGAGAGAAUCUCUAUGUUUGCUGACCAAUUGGUUUCCUGGGUUUCUGCUGAGGAGAAGGAUGGGAGAGAGAGGUGUUUGGUUUUUCAUACUUUCAGUAACACUGGUUGGUUUGUGUAUGGUUCAAUUCUUGGUAGGUUUAUGGACAGUCAUCAUGUAAUGGAGAAGGUUAAAGGAAGCAUUGUUGAUUCUGGUGGUGCAGAGCCUUUUAAUCCUCAGGUCUGGGCUGCUGGUUUUGCUACCGCUAUAUUGAAGAAACGUAGCUCUUCAGCACAAGCUUUAGCCGACGUAGGAAGCAAGCCUAAAUCACAAGCAAAGAUUCAACAAAAUGAACCUUCCAUAACUGAAAUCGUAGUGUUCUCACUAUUAGAGAAGAUAUUCUCAUUUCUUUUGCAGUUGCCAGAGUCAAAUCAGAGGUUAAAUAAGGUUUUCACUCCCCUCUUAGAGCACCAGCCUUGCCCUCAACUCUACCUGUAUAGUACAGCCGACAAAGUAAUCCCGUUUCAAUUUAUAGAAGCCUUCAUCGAGGAACAGAGGAAGAUGGGAAAAAAUGUGAGAUCAUUUAACUUUGGUUCAUCUCCCCAUGUGGAUCAUUAUAGAAAUUUCCCCGACAUAUAUCUAUCGCAAGUUGCUGAAUUCUUGAACGAGUGUUUUGAUAAUACAGACAAACAGACAGCAGAUGCAUAUGUUAAGUUCCAGUCCAACAUCAAGGAUUAA
Messenger RNA from Vicia faba (fava bean), 1203 nucleotides. The record is from the annotation of a GenBank genome assembly. NCBI's taxonomy places the organism in Eukaryota, Viridiplantae, Streptophyta, Magnoliopsida, Fabales, Fabaceae.